Messenger RNA from Jatropha curcas, 2541 nucleotides. Lineage: Eukaryota; Viridiplantae; Streptophyta; Magnoliopsida; Malpighiales; Euphorbiaceae. The record is from RefSeq and is a predicted model, not a curated record.
CUAAUAUAAUUAAGAACAUUCUUUGUUCCAGUUGAUAGCAAUUAGCAAAUCAUAUGAAUUGCUUCUUUUGCCUAGGGUUUUGUUAAAAAUAAUAGUGAUUUACACUUUCAGAGAAGAAUAUGGAGUUCAUGGCUGUAUUGUUUUAUCCAGUUAUUUCACUUGCUAGUAUAGCCUGUAUAGGUUAUUUUGUCAAAAAUAGGUUUUGACUGUGGCUGUUUUUACUUUUCUCACAUUGAUUUGCUAGUCGAUAUUAUCAGUCAUUAAUCACUUGCAAAUUCAUUAGCUUUGCCUUGUGCAUUCUGUUUAUUCUCUCUUUUUUGAUUAAAGUAAGGAUGUUAUUGUGCUUCAUUUCUGAUUUUAGUUUUUAGUUCCGUGGGAAGUAAUUAGAUUAUUUGCUUUUAGUCCUACGCAGAGCAUUGGGUUGCUAUCAUACACUUUCUUGAGGAGUACAGGCAAAGAAGAUAUUGUGGUGCCUAUGCUUGACUACGAAAAAAAAGGUAGACAAUGGAACAAGAUGAUGCGAUUCUCUAGUUCUGAUUGGAAUAUAAAUGCAGAAACAAUAGUUCAAUGGUCCCCUUUUUCCAGCGAGGCAGACCUUCUUCGUCAGUUUAAUCUCAUGUCAGAUCACGGGACUCAAAUAAUAAUAUACAAUCUAUGGGAGGAUGAUGAAGGAUUACUGGAGCUUGAUUUUGACACUGAUCCUCUUGAUAUUCAGCUUAGAGGUGUCAAUCGAGAUGAGAAGAAUAUACAAAUGGCAAGGGAGUUUCCAAACUCGAGGCACUUCCUCACUUAUAGACAUUCAUUAAGGAGUUAUGCCUCAAUUCUCUACUUGAGACUUCCUCCUGGCUUUCGAAUCAUUCUUCGUGGAAAAGAUGUUGAUCACCACAAUAUAGUGAACGAUAUGAUGCUGUCUCAGGAGAUAACUUAUCGGCCACAACAUGGUGCUGAAGGGGUCCCAAAAGACUCAAAUAUGGCGGCUAUUGUAACUAUUGGCUUUGUGAAGGAUGCAAAAUAUCAUGUUGAUGUUCAAGGCUUCAAUGUUUAUCAUAAAAAUCGACUAAUCAAGCCUUUUUGGAGGCUUUGGAAUGCAACUGGAAGUGAUGGCCGAGGAGUUAUAGGUGUACUAGAAGCUAAUUUUGUUGAACCAGCUCAUGAUAAACAAGGAUUUGAACGUACAACAGUUCUUGCAAGACUUGAGGCUCGACUUGUACAAAUGCAGAAGACUUAUUGGUCCACUUUAUGUCACAAAAUUGGCUAUGCUCCUCGGCGAAAUAAGAAACUCAUAAAUGAGAGUGCAGGUGGAGAAACUUCUCCUGAUAAUGGUCCAGACAUACAUUCUCAUUCUAAGUAUACUACCUUGAGUGGGAAGGGAUCCUCGCAUUCAGACAAAUUCUUUUCUCAUGUAGCUCAGAAAGGAGGCAAGAGAUUGGAGACAUUUGCAAGAAAUGGGGACAGGAACGGUCAUGUCUCUAGUAAAGGAACAGACACACGAAAGACGCCGUCCAAAUCUGGAAGAAAAGCAAGGUCUUCUGUACCAUCAUCACCUUCCUUAGAAGAUGUUUCUGAUGAUGAUGUGAAUAUUCACCUUCCGACAAGGAAGGAUGGGAUCUAUACAACUGGGUCAUCUUCAUGCUUGAAAGAUACCACUCAGCAAGCUGUCACACAGUCCAAGUCUAAGAAUGGUACUGUGGAUCACAGUAAGCAUGCCCUUUCAGAAUCUGAUAUCUGUACCAUUGAUCAGUUGAAGCAAGAAAAUCGUAAGCUGAAGGAAAGAUUAGAGAAAAGGGAACAAAGGUUUCAAAGUGAGCAGAUUCAUGGUUUGCAGUGUGAGAAGUGUAAAUCAAUUGAGACAAAGUUGCAGGAAGCGCAGCAAAAAAUUGAGGAGUUGAACAAGGAACAAGAAAGUCUUAUAGAUAUUUUUUCAGAGGAGAGGGACCGUUGCGACAAGGAAGAGGAAAUUUUGCGGAAAAAGUUGAAGGAUGCAUCUAAUACCAUCCAAGAGUUGCUUGACAAGGUAAGGCUGUUGGAAAAGAUGAAAUCUCCAAGCAACAGAGCUGUCCGAUGAGUGCAUAAUAAAAUUCACAUGACUUACACUUCAUUUGUCCUGGAGAGCUGUACAGAAUUUGUUUUCCUCCCUUUUUUACGCUCCUGACGGAAUAUAUCUUUUGGUGCUGAACAUUUCUGAGAGUCUUAGAAUUGUUCAUUUGUUUGUUCUCUAGCUCUGGGUUCCUGCUUUCUCUCCCUGUAAGUUGGUGCCAAAUAGUUUCUGCCGGGUCAAAUAUUGAAUUGCAUUCACCUGUAGAGCUGCCAAAUUUUGUCUUAGUGGCAUCUCUAAUGUUUAGAUCUAAUUGUUAGCCGGCUAAUGGGUGGGAGGAAUAUAUAUAUUAACUACACUCCUAAUAUGUAAAUUUAUCUGUUGGCGGCUCUUGAAUUGCAGUGUGGCAUCAUCACCACAAUUUUGUAUAUGAUACUGCAUAUUAGAUUGAUUAGUUUCAUAAUUCUAAUGCAUGAUGCAUUUGCCUUGGAUAUCCUAUCAGAAAA